Molecule: messenger RNA, 7490 nt
Organism: Nycticebus coucang (slow loris)
Lineage: Eukaryota; Metazoa; Chordata; Mammalia; Primates; Lorisidae
Gene: PRKRIP1
Product: PRKR interacting protein 1
Exons: 6
Coding region: 59-613 (184 amino acids)
Biological process (GO): negative regulation of protein kinase activity
Cellular component (GO): nucleolus; nucleus
Molecular function (GO): protein kinase binding; DNA binding; protein kinase inhibitor activity
Source: RefSeq, a predicted model, not a curated record
UCAGUCGUCAUACGUGCGCGCCGCCUCUGUUGCUCGCGGGGGAUGUUGGAAAGCUAUCAUGGCGGGCUCCGCUGCUUCCUCGGUGCGACCGCCUAGGCCCAGGAAGGAGCCUCAGGCGCUUGUCAUCCCCAAGAACGCGGCAGAAGAACAGAGGCUCAAGCUGGAGCGGCUCAUGAAGAACCCGGACAAAGCAGUUCCAAUUCCAGAGAAAAUGAAUGAAUGGGCACCUCGACCUCCCCCAGAAUUUGUCCGAGAUGUAAUGGGUUCAAGUGCUGGGGCUGGCAGUGGAGAGUUCCAUGUGUAUAGGCAUCUGCGCAGGAGAGAAUACCAGCGCCAGGACUACAUGGAUGCCAUGGCUGAGAAGCAAAAAUUGGACGCAGAGUUCCAGAAAAGACUGGAAAAGAAUAAAAUUGCUGCAGAGGAGCAGACUGCAAAGCGGCGGAAAAAGCGCCAGAAGUUAAAAGAGAAGAAAUUACUGGCAAAGAAGAUUAAACUUGAACAGAAACAAAAAGAAGGAGCCAGUCAGCCCCACGAGCAGCGGCCUAGUAGCUCUGAGGAGACUUCUGGAACAGAAGAAGAGGAAGAAGAGCCCAGCUUCAUCAUGGGGCGAUGACCAAGUCUGCCACAGCAGCUGUCCAGCACAGCACUGCACCCUGGAUAGAAAGUAAAUGGGACCCUCUGAGCUGCUGAAAGUGCUGCCUAUCAGUGGGACUUGGAGGCUAUGGACUGAGGCAGUGCCUCCUGGACACACUCAAGGGCACUGGCUGCCAGAAUCCCUCCACAUGCCUGCUGAAAGGGACAGAGUUCCUGACCUGCUGGUGCCUGUUCUCGCACAUUUCAGUGGUGAUGGAUUUAGGGCUGGUUUCUGUUAAGGGAACAUUUAGUUAGUAAAGAACAGAAAACCUUCAGGUUUUGUUCAUACAUGUGAAACAUGAAUUACAAACGCUACAGGGAAGGCUAUGAUACAACAUGAUUGCAAAGGGGCCUCAAGAGUCAGCAGCAGGCCCUGUUUCCUGGACCUGUUCCCAGAUUCAGUGAAGAAAAUGGCUUUGGCUUUGGGGCUAACCUGAGUUGCUGGGCUCUGAGCCCCAUUCCUUUCAGUAGUAUGUGCAGGCCAUGCUGCAGGGUGUCUGUUGCCACCAGUAGCUGCCUGCACACAGUGUGUAUUGAGAAGCCCCAUCCUGGGACUUCACUGCAGGCUGGGGGCACAAGAAGGUAACCUGGUGUGUGAAAAGAGCUACAGGGCAUACACUGAGGCAGGGGGGUUCAAACCCAGCCUGGCUUGCUAAACAACAAUGACAACUGCAACAAAAAAAAUAGCCAGGUAUUGUAGCAGACGCCUAUAGUCCCAGCUACUUUGGAGGCUGAGGCAAGAGAAUCACUUAACCCAAGAGUUUGAGGUUGCUGUAAGCAGUGACACCACAGCACUCUACUGAGGGCAACAAAGUGAGACUCUGUCUCAAAAAAAAAAAAAAAACUGCGGGGGAAAUGGUAAUGACCAGGAAAUUAAGCAAGAGGGGGAUGGUGGGGUGGGCUGAGCCCAAGUAGAGGACAUAGGGGCUUCCAGCCCAACUGGAAGGGUGACUGGGCAAAAGCUGUAUUUUCAUCCCGAAGUCAAAUGGCCCAGGAGAGGCUUGCUGGGGGAAGUGACAGAAGCAUCAGAACUUUCCACCUUGGUCACACAGGAGCUGGGGGGUUAGAGAGAAGGGUGCAGAACUCCUGCUGUGUGUCCUCAAGUGUCCAAACCAACUUCCAUACCCAGAGAGCAGGCUCAGCCUUUGACUUCAGGUGUUUUGAGGCCAAUGGGGGCAACAAAGACAGUUUCUAAUUAAAUCAGUUGCUCCAUUUUUGGAUUAUUUAUCUCCCAGGUCCUAAUAAGUAUAUUCUGUGCCUUUUAUGCACUUCGAUGAAAUUAAGAAAUAGCAGUUUUGAAUGAAGUUCCCAAGAAACAGUUUUUCUUUUACUUCCCUAGUAUAGAUUUCCCCGGCCCCACUCUGAGCCAUGUGACAUCUGUGAUAACUUCUGUCCUUUCAGAGUUUCAAGUCACAGGAAUUUUUUCCUCCAGGAAGUUGAGAUGGAGAGUCAGCCCUAACAAACUAGCAGAGAACCUCACCAUGCAUUUUAAAACCUGUGUUUCUCUUUUGUCAGUGACCAGCUAGUUUUGUGUUUUUUUCUUAGUUUGGACUAUCUUUGGACUGUUGGUUUCUAUACUCUUACUGUGAGUCUGUAGCCUGGAGUUCAUUGGCAUUCUCUUGUACUUCUAGGCUGUGCCAGAGCUUGGAGCCAGGAGACCUGGGUUUGAGUCCUGACGCUGGGUCUGCUAAGUCAGGUCACUGUGGGCAGGUGGCUUCCUGCCUCUGCCAGCUCACUUGGCAGAUAUGUAUCAGCUGGCUGGGCAAAUGAAUAAAUGAACAGCAGGAUUGGAAAGAGGUUGAUGUUUUAUACCCUUACUUGAUUUCAGAAGAUGAUGUUGAGGUAGCACAUACCUUGUAGCAGUUUCUGACUUUUUUUUUUUUUUUUUUUGACAUGGGGUCUUGCUCUGUCACCUGGGGUAGAGUGCAAUGGUAUCAUCAUAGCUUAAGGCAGCCUCAGAUUCCUAGGCUUAAGCAGUCCUCCCACCUCAGCCUGUCAAGUUCCUGGGACUACUGGCAUGCGCCACCAUGCCUGGCUAAUAUUUCUAUUUUUAGAAAUAGCAGAAGAGAUCUCAUUCUUGCUCGGGCUGGUCUCAAACUGAGCUGAAGGGAUCCUCCUGCCUUGGCUUCCCAGAGUGCUAGGAUUAUAGGUAUGAGCAAUGUCUGGCCAGUUUCUGACUAUUUUUAAGAGUCAUUGGUGGGCGGCGCCUGUGGCUUAGUCCGUGGGGUGCUGGCCCCAUAUACCGAGGGUGGUGGGUUCAAACCCCGCCCCGGCCAAACUGCAACCAAAAAAUAGCUGGGCGUUGUGGUGGGCGCCUGUAGUCCCAGCUGCUCGGGAGGCUGAGGCAGGAGAAUCGCUUAAGCCCAGGAGUUGGAGGUUGCUGUGAGCUGUGUGAUGCCAUGGCACUCUACCGAGGGCCAUAAAGUGAGACUCUGUCUCUACAAAAAAAAAAAGAGUCAUUGGUACCUUAGGUUGAAUUACUCUCUUUCUCCCUUCAGGAUGUGAUUUGUGUGGGAAAAGAGGAACAAACAUUGAGAAGAGAGUGGGUGAUUCCAAGAGCCCCUGACCCCCAACAAAAGCUACAAUUAGGGGAGAACCAUGAAGUAAUACCCUGUUGAUGGCUUUUGGGUAGGGAGAAGUCUGGAACUGAACACAAAGUUAUAUAUAACAUAACUUGGUUGUUCCAGAAAACUGCAUGUAUAAAACAGUCUGAUUUACCAGACAAGGUAGCCUUCUUUCAUUCACUCUACAAAUAUGCAUUGAGGUUUUCACGUGACAGCCCUGUGUUAGGCCUCAUUAUUUUUAUUAGAAUACUCUUUGCCCUUCAAUUAUAUUCCCCCAGAAUUUCCCAGACAAAAUUUAUUAACAUAGGGGCUGGGCAUAGUGGCUCAUGCCUAUAAUCCUAGCACUCUGGGAGGCUUAGGCAGGUGAAUUGCCUGAGCUCAUGAGUUCAAGACCAGCCAGAGCAAGAGUGAGACCCCACCUCUAAAAAUAGCAGGGCGUUGUGGACGGUGCCGAUAGUCCUAGCUACUUGGGAGGCUGAGGCAAGAGAAUUGCUUAAGCCCAAGAGUUUAAGGUUGCUGUGAGCUGUGACGUCAUGGCACUCUACUGAGGAUGACAUAGAUUCUGCCUCAAAAAAAAAAAAAAUUUGAGUUGCCCAGUGACACACACAUAUGUGUUCCCAGCUGAAGGAGGUGAUACUCUGCUUUCUUGUUUUAGUUUAUACAAUUAAGUCCUUUUCAUGGUCUAUUUAGUGUCCAGUUUGGGGCAUGUUUUGUUUUUGUUUUUUCUUGAUGCUGUGUAAGUUGGCCCCCAAGCAUAGUGCUGAAGUGCUGUGUAGAGUCCCUAAGUGCAAGCAGGCUGUGAUGUGCCUUAUAGAGAAACUAUGUGCAUUAGAUAGGUUCUGUCAGGCUUGAGUUUCAUUGCUAUUAACCAUGAAUCCAGUGUUAAUGAUCAACAGUAGAUAUUAAAUAGUGUCUUUAUUUAUUUAUUUUGAAACAGAACCUCAAGCUGUAGCCCUGGGUACAGUGCCGUGGCAUCACAGCUCACAGUAACCUCUAACUCCUGGGUUCAAGCGAUUCUCUUGCUCUGCCUACCAAGCAGCUGGGACUACAGGUGCCCACCACAAUGCCCAGCUUUUUUUUUUUUUUUGGUCGGAGCCAUCAUUGUUGUUUGGUGGGCCCAGGCUGGAUUUGAACUCCCCAGCUUAGGUGUAUGUGGCUGGCGCCUUAGCUGCUUGAACCAUAGGUGCCGAACCUAAAUACAGUGUCUUUAAACAGAAGCACAUAAAACAGGGUUUAUGUAUUAAUGGUUACCAAAAAUGUGAUGAGAGGCUCACAGGAACCUAACCCUAAUUUGCUCCUAGGAGCAAUGGUUUGGUAUUCACUAAUGCACUGACUUUAUAGAGUGUAUCUACUACAAUGAAGAUCAACUCUGUGUUUAUAGGCAGUGAGUGCAUAAACAAGGCUGGAAUUACAGACAGAAGUGUUUCCUCAAGCGAGGAAACUGACUUUAUUGCUUCUUGCCUUGGCAACCUGGAGAAUUUGGUGGUUGUACUGGUCCGACCCACAUUGACUGUAGGACCAGAGCUGUCACACAGGACCUCAGCACUUGCUGCUGACCCUAAGACUCUUCCUCGUCCUAAGUAGAGUUUUUGUGUUUCCUCUCCCCUAGAGAAGACUGAAGUCUUGCACCACUCACUUACCAGCCCACAGCAUCUAGGCCAUGCUGGUGCGGUGCAGGAUACUUCCUACCCCAGGCUCCUGCAUUCCUGGCUCACUCCCACCAGCAGACAGACUUGUUCUGGUGUCUCCUAAUGUGAAAUAACAAAAGCCCUGUCUCCAUGUUUUCCUUCUAUCCUAUCCCCUCUUUCUCAGCCAGGCCCCUAGAAUUCCCUGCUUCUCCCUAUUCACCAUUCAUCCAAGUUUUCAUCCCCAUCAUCCUAGUCUUGGAAAUCCAGCCCCCUGGUGGCAUUCUGUACGCCUCUCCAAACACUCAGCAUUCCUCACAGUCCUACUCCCCACUUGCCUUCUGCUUCUCUUCUGCUCAAACUUCAAUGCCAGGCCAGGUGACCUGCAGUGCUGCCUUCUGUCCUGUUAUAGUCAGGCCCCGGGAGCCUGUGGCUUUAACGGUCAUCUUCACUGGUGCCUUCUGAGUUUGUCUGUGGUUUUACCUUCCCUUCAGUGCCCCGGAUUCAUGUCCAUCUGCCAGUGUGGCAUCUCCCCUUGGAUGUCACAUGGGCACUGAAGGCUCAGCACCUAAGUCUGCCUCCCACCUUGGUAAAUUGCACCACCACCAUCCAGUUCUUGAGCCCCUUACCUAAGAAUCAGGGUCAUCCUUUGUUCCUGUUUGUCUCAUCUCCUACCCACAACCACGCAUCAGCAGGGCAGGGGCUGCUGGCUCUCACAGCUGUGCCCUGUCCCCCCACCUUGCCCUGUGUACCACCUGCAGCUCUGUCUCGGGUAGAUGCCGAGCCACCUGCUCAAGUGCUCCCAACCUGUUCCCUGUGUAGCAGCCAGAGCAACUCUUUAAUAUAAACACCAGAUUUUUUUUUUAUUAUUAUUUUUGAGACAGAGUCUCACUAUGUUGCCCUCAAUAGAAUGCCUUGGUGUCACAUCUUGCAGCAACCUCAAACUCUUGGGCUCAAGCGAUUCUCCUGCCUCCACCUCCCAAGUAGCUGGGACUACAGGUGCCCACCACAACGCCUGGCUAUUUUUUGGUUGUAGAUUUUUUAGCAGGCCCAGGCCAGGUUCAAACCCGCCAGCCCUGAUGUUCAAACCUGCCAGCACCCUAACCACUGAGCUAUGGGCACCAAGCCUAGACACCAGAUUUUCACCCCUGUGUGCUAAGUCCCUGAUGGCUUCCUUCACACUUGGAAUGAAAUAAAAGUACAGCCCUACUGACUGCCUCUUUCUCAUCCCUCCCGUGCUGGCCUCUUGCUUCUGAUAGCCCCAUCUCUACACUCAUACCUGCCUCAGGGACUCCACACUUGCUCUUAGACCUCAGCUCAGAUGGUACCUCCUUGGAGAGGCCUUUCUACCUACCCACCAUGACUGACUGUAUAGACCUGUCAUUCAUUCAUCUGCCCGUGAUAUCCCAGUGUCCCACAGCCCUCAGCUUCCUGAGAGCAAGGACCUUGCCUGUCCUCGUUUUUGCUGCAUCUAGUACCAGCACAGUGCUUGGGACAUGAUAGAUGUUUAGUAAAUGUUGCUAAGUGAUUGAGCCAAUCCCAGUGAUGGCUGAAAGCUGACAGGGAUGUUCUUCCCAUCUGAAAAACUGCUUACAUGGCAGGAAGAACUUCCGAGGGGGUGCAUGCAGCUAGUUACAUUCAAUGUGGACUGCCACAGUGCUCACACUUGUGCCGCAGCUGCACCCGCAGAGGAGGCUGCUUAAAAACUCGGAUCCCCUGGUGAUGCCCCAGAGACUGAGUCAUUACAGUUCAGACCCAAAUACUCAUUUUAAACAGAUGCCCAAGAGAUCCUACCGCACCACCCCACCCCUUGUGUCUUGAGAAACACUGGUUUUAAGGAUAUUAAGCACUAUUACUAUUACAAAUUUACUUCCCUGUUUUCAACAUUUCUCUUAUAGAAAAACAAAAAUUGGCUAGGCGCCUGUGGCUCAAGCGGCUAAGGCGCCAGCCACAUACACCUGAGCUGGUAGGUUUGAAUCCAGCCUGGGCCCACCAAACAAUGAUGGCUGAAACAAAAAAUAGCCAGGCGUUGUGGGCGCCUGUAGUCCCAGCUACUUGGGAGGAGGAGGCAGGAGAAUCGCUUGAGCCCAGGAGUUGGAGGUUGCUGUGAGCUGUGAUGGCACUCUACCCAGGACGACAGCUUGAGGUUCUGUCUCAAAAAAAGAAAAAGAAAAACAAAAAUUGGGGGUGGCGCCUAUGGCUCAAAGGAGUAGGGUGCUGUCCCAUAUAACGGAGGUGGUGGGUUCAAACCCAGCCCCAGCCAAAAACUGCAAAAAAAAAAAAAAAAGAAAAAGAAAAAACAAAAAAUAUUAUAUUAUUGAAGUAGAGGAGUGAUUUUUUACUGACUUUAGAAAUAUAACUCAAUCCACUUCCUUUGCAAUCUCAUGGGAACAGCCAUGUUUUCUUUUUCCCUUUUGGAAUUUAUGUUUACUAUUUGGCAUACUUAACUAAAGUGAGCUACAAUUACCGUAUGUUAACAUAUAUUUUAGUAAAGAGAACACUCUUAGAAAUUAACUUUCAGUAAGCCCUAUGAGGCUGUUUCUAAUUUUCUUACUCCAUAGAAUGUACCAGAUGUUUAUUGAGCACCAACUAAAUGCUAAAUCUAACGGACCCCAAAGCCCAGUUCUAUUCACUAGGAGGAUGGUUUGCGAGACAAGGGUCUGAUCAG